CCUCCCAACCCUCGUAGAUGAUGAAAUCAUGUUUAGUCGUGUGCCAAUGGUGCUUCACUGUCUUGUUAGGAAUUUGCUUGGGAACAGAUUCAGCAAAAUGGCUUUUGCAGUCAAAAUGCUAUAUGUCAGUAUAGAUUAUUGUUGAAUACAGCAUAUGGAACGGUUUGUUCAAUCAGAGUGCGGCUGAACUACUUGCUUCCUUCGAUUGAUUUUGCUGAAGAACAUGGUUCUGAUCCAGAGGAAACUUGAUGUCAUGUAAAUUACCAUGGUGAUCACUUCUCAGAAGUAUAGCUUAAAUGGAGCGAGGAGGCGAAGCGGAUAAGCCAGCUGAUGCGUACGGGAGCGAGGAAGGCGGCGCCGGUCUGCAACUCGAGGCUUGCAUUCAGGUGUCUGUUAUGGUAGGCGAGCAACCAAGCAUACAACAGGGUGGCUACUUACGGAGGUAGCGCCGCCACCGCGGUGAACGUCGGUGCCAUAUCAGUCACAACUCAAUAGCAAAGGAGAUCUCUGUCAGAGCCACUGGGAUCAGAGUUGCUUGCCUCUCGCAACUCGACUUCGAGCAGAUCACAAGGCGAACCACGGCAGGAGGAGACAACCUGGCAUCUGCUCAGCCUCUGCAACAGCCGGGUAUUUGCAACGGAGGCAACCGCCCGCCCCGCCGGUCGCCUGACAGGCUGACGCGGCCGUUGCUCCGGGAAGGCAGUUCGCUUGUACAACGCAAAUGUUCCUGCUCCGUCCGGGACCCGCAGAGAUACACCACGAAUCUAUCCCCGCUGCAGGUGGGCCCACUGGAGUGGAGUAAGUACAACGGGUGUUACGAGCCCGUGGGAAUUCAAAACAACGGAUCCGCCUGGGCCACACUCUUCCGUCAUCUUCUUCUCCAAGCCCUAACAGCCUCACUGCUAUAUAAGCAAGCCAACACCUAGCCGUAGCAACCCACACACGAACAGACACAUUCCGCAGGCACGCGCACACGUACACACACACGGAUCGCACCAUGCCUCCCACCAUGCUCGCGUCGGUGCCCACGAGGCCGCGCUCCAACCCCUUCCGCCGGCGGAGAGGGGUGGCUCCACCGCUCCCCAGUCAGAUCGCGGCGGCGGGGGCGGGGAAGCGGCCCGCUGAGUCGUCGACCUCGGCCUCCUCCUGCUUCCACAGCGAGGUCAUCUCCACCUCCUCCACCUCCCUCGCCGCAGCUCACCGCCCGGAGAAGAGGCCUCGGCGUCAGGACGCGGACGCGGACGCGGACGAGGCGCGGCCUGCCGGGUCCGAGUGCUCGGAGGUGAUCGGCGGUGCGAGGGUGCGCCCCGCCGAGGUCAAGGCCUCCGGGUCAUCGUGCCUCGGUUCCGUGCUCGAGUCCGACCUCGCCUGCCCCGAGCAGCUAGCCGACGAGGCCGAGGCGACCGAGUACUCCACGGCGUGCGACGAGCUGACGCCGGAGGAGCCCGAGGAUGAGGUGCUCAGUGGUCCCUGCCGCUGCGCCGAUUACUCCCUCAGCCCCCUGCUCGACUCCCCCUUGACCGACGACGAUGACGAGGACGUCGCGCCCUCCGCGACCUUCUCCAUCUUCCUCGCCUUCGCCAACCAGUUCGUCCCCUGCGUGCACCCCAAAGCGCGCGCCGUCACCGAUGCCGCUCUCGACCUACUUCCGGAGAAGAGGUUCGAGGAUUUGGACGACGAGGAGAGCUACGAGCGCUUCCGGCGGCGCGAGCGACGCGAGGCGGUUGCGCGCGACUACACUGAGGUAUAUAGCUCCAUGCCUGGAUGUUACGGCCGUCUCGUCGUGGAGCAACGUGUCGUCAUGGUGAACUGGAUCAUCGAGCAUUCGCAUGUGAUGAAGCUGCAGCCGGCGACAGUGUUCAUGGGGAUUGGAUUGAUGGACCGCUUCUUGAGGCAUGGCUACGUAAAGGGCAUGAGGAACCUGCAGUUACUAGGCAUUGCCUGCAUCACCCUGGCCACCCGCAUUGAAGAGAACCAACCCUACAAUUGCGUCCUUCAGAAGAAUUUUAGAGUUGGGUUCAAUACUUACAGCCGAAGUGAGGUCGUUGCCAUGGAGUGGCUGGUCCAGGAGGUCCUUAACUUUCAGUGCUUUGUCACAACAACACACCAUUUCCUCUGGUUCUAUCUGAAGGCUGCCAAAGCGGAUGGCAAAGUAGAGGAUAUGGCAAAAAACCUGGCGUUGCUGUCACUUCUGGACCAUAAGCAGCUCUCCUUCUGGCCCUCAACUGUUGCAGCCGCUGUGGUAGCCCUUGCUUGCCUUGCCACAGACAAUGAGUCAUCAUGCCACUUGGUUAUGGAGACCCACAUGAGGACGAAGGACGACGAUCUGCCUGAAUGCCUAAUGAGUCUCGAGUGGCUGAUCAGCUACACGUCGUGAUACCCAGGUUCCAGGUGAUGACAUUGAUCCAAUUUUGCUGAUUCCCAGUAAACACCGCCAAGUACAGUCGCUGAGGUAUGUGGAUAUGUAGGCGAUACGUGUAUCUUAGCAUUGACAGAUUCUUUCUGCACAUGCCAUUAUUUCGCCCAGCAGGGUAGAUAAAAGCCAACUCAGCGUGAAACGUAGCUUGUGAUUGUGCGACUUUCUAGUAAGGAGCAACACAGCCACGAAAUUUUGGUAUUGAGCUGUCGGCCUCAAGGGAUAAACCAUGCUGCUGAACUGUUGCAGUGGGCUUUCUUGUCUUUACAUCGUUUCUUCUCUGUUUUAGGGAGAACCAAGGCUGGGUGCUGUUGCAUUCUUCAGCUGAUCCAUUUGUUUAGCCGAUGUCUUGUUGAUACUUCGCUUCAAAAAAAAGAGUCUUGUUUAUAACUGAUGUACGGCUGAAAUUUGUUCUCGAUCUUGCGAUCCUGGAAGAUGCUCACCUAUCAGGGUGGAGCAAAAUGCUAUCCUCAAAGCUGUCAGGUGUCUGCUAAACUGGAGAUCACAAAGAAUAAAGUUUCAGUAAACUGCAGAUCCCAGAGGGCACCAACUCUCGUUGCUCAAUCACAAGUUCACAACCCUGCACAUUCGAAUCCACAACUCUGAUAAUCUUUUCGCAAGUGGUACCACUACCAGGAAAGCAGCCCGGGUCUUUGUAUGGGGGAAGGAAGUCUCUAGUCGAGUCGGAUAACUCGGAAGGAAGCCGGAAGCGGUCGGUUUCACGUGUUGGUCCUGUGUCCUGUGUGACCUGUGGGGCUCGGGAGUCCGGACCCGGGAUCGUUAAAGCUCCAACUUGCACGCCUUAAACGAGGAAAAGGAAAGGAAGGCAUGUCAUUUUCUGCCUUCAUUCCAUCAGGUUGUGCAUUCAUGCAUGUGCCCCGGGUGUUUGGGGUGCUCAACGAAGCAAAAGGUAUUAAGCGUACAUCUACCCUUUCGCCCCACUUGCGUUUUUGGGAAGCCGUCUGCCUUUUUUAGCUCAGGAUUGGAAAUUAUGACAAUGGAUAUAGGGUUGGCUGUUGCCACCUUAGGGAAAAAUGGCGAAAGGAGAUGGUGACUAUCGACCAACAUGUGAGGAGUUCAGUUCCUCUGAUAUACUGCAUCAUUAUUGCACAUCUGCCGACACGUGUAAAGCUCCACAUAUUAGCGGAGGUAUAAUAUGUCAGAGGAUCUCAUCCUUAUGGAGGAGCUUGGCCUCAAAUUUGGAAGGAGCCCCUUUUCUAAAGAAAAAAAUUGGAAGGGGUCAUCUAUCGAAGAUAUAUGAAGUGGGUGAUUUAUAGGUGGCUACUUUGACGUUUAAACAGUAAAAUAACUUAUGUAUUAAUAUUGUGUCCUUUUUUCCUAGAGGAUUGCACAAUUGUAGAUGGGGCACCUCACCCAAUACCCUUGUUGGUGCCCAAUUUGACCAUGUAUGAUGAAUGAGAAAAAAUCUUGUUUGCU
Messenger RNA from Phragmites australis (common reed), 3853 nucleotides. RefSeq names its product cyclin-SDS-like. The transcript has 9 exons. Gene Ontology annotation, biological process: regulation of cyclin-dependent protein serine/threonine kinase activity; mitotic cell cycle phase transition. The record is from RefSeq and is a predicted model, not a curated record. Gene Ontology annotation, molecular function: cyclin-dependent protein serine/threonine kinase regulator activity. Gene Ontology annotation, cellular component: nucleus; cytoplasm; cyclin-dependent protein kinase holoenzyme complex. Bases 998 to 2377 code for a protein of 459 amino acids. NCBI's taxonomy places the organism in Eukaryota, Viridiplantae, Streptophyta, Magnoliopsida, Poales, Poaceae.